GUCCUCCCAUCAUCAACUCAUCCAAUAACACACUACCAUCAAAAAAUCGACACAUUGCCCUUCAGAGUGCGGGGAAUUCCUUGAUUUUUAGCCGGUUUUUGGAUUUGGUUUCUGAAGAUGGCACAGUACGGAGAUAGUUACGGCGACGCAGCUCGCCAAACCGACGAGUACGGCAACCCAAUUCGUCAAACCGACGAGUAUGGCAACCCAGUUGGUGAACGCCACAGCGGAACCGGGGCCUAUGGCACCGGCAUGGGGCACACCGGCGGCACCGGCAUGGGGCACACUGGCGGCACCGGUGCAUAUGGCGCCGGUGGAGCUGGGGGUUACGGCGGCGGGGAGCAUCUCCAACAGCAGCAGCAACAGGGGCAGCAUGGCCUCCGGCGUUCCGGCUCAAGUUCGAGCUCUUCGGAGGAUGAUGGACAAGGUGGGAGGAGGAAGAAAGGGAUUAAGGAGAAGAUCAGGGAGAAGCUACCAGGCGGGCGCCCGGAUCAGUCCCAGAAUACUGCCACCAUGAUGACUCCGGGAGCUGGUGGCUAUGGCGGAGAGCAGGCCGAGAAGAAAGGAAUGAUGGACAAGAUCAAAGAGAAGCUACCAGGCCACCGCGCCUAGAUUUUAUAUAUAUUAUGAGUUAAAACUGUCCUGUCCAAUAUUGAAGAAUUCACGCACUGUCACUACUGUGUGUGUAAAUCUUUGUUUAUGGGAGGAAUAGUAGUGAAGUCCUUUUUAAGAGUGCAAUAAUCGUUCUGAGUCGAGAGUAUAAUUAACGGUAGUAUAUGUCUGAUGGAUGCUAUGUAGAGCGGUCUGUUUGUAUUUAAUAAGGCCUCGCUUGAUCCUAUGGUUGCGCGUCUAUUGUAUGUUCGCUUCUUAUAUUUUUAUGUUAAUGAGAUAUCUCCCGUUUUCAGGACUUA
This is a messenger RNA of Diospyros lotus (date-plum), 911 nucleotides long. RefSeq names its product dehydrin Rab18-like. Bases 118 to 612 code for a protein of 164 amino acids. NCBI's taxonomy places the organism in Eukaryota, Viridiplantae, Streptophyta, Magnoliopsida, Ericales, Ebenaceae. The transcript has 2 exons. Gene Ontology annotation, biological process: response to water. The record is from RefSeq and is a predicted model, not a curated record.